This is a messenger RNA of Tribolium castaneum (red flour beetle), 491 nucleotides long. RefSeq lists its product as uncharacterized. NCBI's taxonomy places the organism in Eukaryota, Metazoa, Arthropoda, Insecta, Coleoptera, Tenebrionidae. The record is from RefSeq and is a predicted model, not a curated record. The transcript has 3 exons. The coding region runs from base 88 to 450 and encodes 120 amino acids.
GUUCUAGUGACUUGGAUCCAAUAAAUUAUCUGGUAGAAGAAAUCCAGUAUUUAGUUGUCUGCAGUCAAUUAAGUCGGGUCGUAAAAAAUGGCAAAAAUUAUUUUAGUGCUUUUAGUGGCUGUGAUCGCCCAGUGCCUCAGCCAACCCGUUUUUCUUCACGACACAGUUAAAUGCUACGACAGGGAGUGUCCCGGAACAACGGUGGCUUGCAAAAAAACAAUAAAAACUAGCGAUGAUAAGAAGCAGUUGUCAACGAUUAUUGCCUGUUUAGAUGCUCAAGAUAUGACUUUAAAAGACUUUAGAGAAGAUGUGGAAAAUCCUUUUGGUCCGUCGACAACAUUCUACAGCUCAUCGUUCUCAGGAACUUACGUCUCCCACAGCAAAGGACCAGUUAAUGUAAACAUUAAUAACGAGAUUGAACCAAUAAACAAUGUGGAAACAUUUGAAUAAAAUACUAGUAAUUAAUAAUAAAGACAGGUGUUUAUGAAUAA